GAUGGAGCCGGACACGAUGCGGCGGCUGUUCGCCGGGGAGCUGGGGCCGGAGCGCGACUUCUUCAUCUACAGCCGGCACUUCAACCCCACGGUGCUCAACCUGGGCCGGCAGAUGGCCGCGCUCGAGGGCACCGAGGCCGCCUACUGCACCGCCUCCGGCAUGUCCGCCAUCGCCGCCGUCCUGCUCCAGCUCGUCGGCGCCGGCGGCCACGUCGUCGCCUCCAAGUGCCUCUACGGCGGCACCCACGCCCUCCUCUCCCGCUUCCUCCCCCGCGCCUGCGGCAUCCGCGCCACCUUCGUCGACGCCGACGACAUCCACGCCGUCCGCGCCGCCGUCCACGAGGGGGACACCAAGGUGAUCUACGUGGAGACGAUGGCGAAUCCGACGCUGGCGGUGGCGGACGUGCCGCGGCUGGCGGCGAUUGCGAGGGAGAAGGGGGUGAAGCUGGUGGUGGACAACACCUUCACGCCCAUGGUGGUCUCCCCCGCGCGACUCGGCGCCGACGUCGUCGUGCACAGCGUCUCCAAGUUCAUCAGCGGCGGCGCCGACAUCAUCGCCGGCGCGAUAUGCGGGCCGGCGAGCCUGGUGAACUCGAUGAUGGACCUGCAGCAGGGGGCGCUGAUGCUGCUGGGGCCGACGAUGAACGCGAAGGUGGCGUUCGAGAUCUCGGAGCGGCUCCCGCACCUGUCGCUGCGAAUGAAGGAGCACUCGGAGCGCGCCAUGGAGUACGCGGUGCGCAUGAAGAAGAUGGGCCUGAAGGUGGUGUACCCGGGCCUGCCCGACCACCCCCACCACUCCCGGCUAGCGGCGCUGGCCAACCCGGGGUACGGCUUCGGCGGCAUGCUCUGCCUCGACAUGGGCACGGUCGAGCGCGCCAACCGCCUCAUGCACCACCUGCAGAACACCACCCAGUUCGGCCUCAUGGCCGUCAGCCUCGGAUACUACGAGACGCUCAUGUCCUGCUCCGGCAGCAGCACCAGCAGCGAGAUGACCCCCCAGGAGCAGGCCGAAGCCGGCAUCGCCCCGGGCCUCAUCCGCAUGUCCGUCGGCUACAGCGGCACCCUCGAGCAGCGCUGGGCCCAGUUCGAGCGCGCCCUCGCCCUCCUGCACCAGCACCAGCACCAGCACCCUGACGCCGACGUCGGCAGCGGCGGCGGCAGCCUCUUCUGAACACGAACCACUAGUAGCCGCCCAAAACCUUUGUACGUAAAUUUGGACAGAGAGAGAUCACCCAUGCACGUAUUUCUACUGUGCUUAUGCAGAGGCAAUUUGUAAAACUGUUGACGUCGUGUGUGCAUAUGCUUUUAUCGAAUGACAUGCGAGUCGUAUUCAUGUAUUAGGCUCCGGGGAGGAGGAAAUAAAUAAUAAAAAUAAUAAUAAUAGAAA
Ananas comosus (pineapple) is the source of this 1387-nucleotide messenger RNA. RefSeq names its product methionine gamma-lyase. The transcript has 3 exons. Gene Ontology annotation, cellular component: cytoplasm. The coding region runs from base 2 to 1171 and encodes 389 amino acids. Gene Ontology annotation, molecular function: carbon-sulfur lyase activity; pyridoxal phosphate binding. The record is from RefSeq and is a predicted model, not a curated record. NCBI's taxonomy places the organism in Eukaryota, Viridiplantae, Streptophyta, Magnoliopsida, Poales, Bromeliaceae. Gene Ontology annotation, biological process: transsulfuration.